UCUCCGUAUUCCUUUGAUAUUUUAUGCUUUCAACUUACAAAUUUCUUUUUUAAUUGCAACAGACAAACAACCAUAGUACAGAGUGGCCAGAUAAACCCCGAUACUGCCAUCACUUGAACUCAUCUUUGGCCAGGAGACGAGUGAGAGUCUGCGGCCUCAGUGGAGCCGGUGAUAAGGCAGACAGCGGCGAUGAUAUCUGACUGGGAAACCACACCAGCAGAGAAGCUUAUGAUUAAUUGUGCUGUGCUAGGAAGAUAAAUAUGGCUGUGUACAAACGCUUUAGGUUUUACUUGCCUCCAAGAAAGACACACGGGGAAGGAACCGAAAAAGCAAGAGAAGAAGACGUUAGCUAAAAUGAAGCACGAGUUUGAGGUGGCGAUGACCUGUGAGGGAUGCUCAGGUGCUGUGGCCAGAGUCCUCAACAAACUGGGAGAUGUGAAGUUUGAAAUCGACCUGCCUAAGAAACUGGUUUGGAUUGAGUCUGACAAAGACAUGGAAGUACUGUUGGAGACACUAAAGAAAUGUGGAAAGGAGGUCAAGUACAAUGGCACUAAAUGAAGGAAUCUGCCUCAUGUAGAACAGGGAAUCGCUGCUGCUGAUGCAAAGUGAAGAUUUAUACUGGAAUUAAAGUUCUCUUCCUGUCAGGAAAACUCGGAUGGACCUGCCCCCCCCAGAUACCAGCCCCACAGCUCAUACUCAUACCAUAUAAAAAUCCCAUGGAGGCAGGUCUUCUCUCACUGUUGUGAUUUAGAAGGCCAGAAUAUGUGACGGUCUCUAAUUUUGUUGGGUUUUUUUUCCCAAGUGAUGAAAGCAGAGCGGAUGAAGUUGUGGUUUUGUUUAUCCUCUAACAUUGUUCUAACAUUCUCCUCUAAUAAUCAUUCAACACACAUCAGUGCUUUAUAUUAAUUUACACACUUUCAUUUUGAGAGAAAGGUUUGCUUUUCUUUAAAUCACAGGCUUCCAUUUAUUGUCAUUGUUCAGUAUUUACAAAACUGGCAGUAAUACUUUGUGUUUUAUCUCUAUCUGUAAAGUAACAGACAAGGAGAAGGCAGGGAUACACAGUGACACCAUGCCCUGCAUGGUCUUGAAUAUAAAUUCCAGGUGUGAAAUGUAAAAGGACAACACGUGACCUGGGAUUUGUAGAAUGGAUUUCAUUUUCAUGUGCAGUAACUCUCCUGUUUGAUGAAUGGUCUCCUUAAAACUGCAAAGAGAAGAUCCUAGCAAAUGUCCUUUGACAUGACUGAAGUAAACUCCCCAGACUGCAGAGCAUGACUACAUAUUUCUGUCUCAACCUUGACUCAGUAUUAUUGAUUUUGUUGGAUUUGGUGUCAUUAAAAGUCUUGAGGCUCCAUGUGUACAUGUCUGUGGAUUCGCAUCAAGAGAGAAACUCAGUCUUCCCUUCAGGCACCAUCUGCUGGACUUGAAUUUGUAAAACUGCUUCCUCUUUGCUGUGUCACAGUUUACACUACAAUAAUCCAUGUUCAAGGAAAUCUUGUUUAUUCACAUUUAUAUCCUUAUUCAGUGUGCUAAAGAUGGCAGCUGGACUUGGUGAGGCUCCUAAAGAUGUUUCACUUCUCAUCCGAGUAGCUUCUUCAGUUGUGACCCACUGGUAGAACUGUAAGCGGUGUCGUAGACCACCCCUCGGUUUAAAGGGUGGCCCUACCAGCUUCCUUUGCACCUCUUUCAAACCAUCAGUCUUCUCUGGCCAAGAUGUGAAUGUUGCUAUCUACGUCCCUUAUCCUGGACCACUGAGUCUUGUCCCAAGGAGCUGGCUUGAAGAAACUUCCCGGAUGAGAAGUGAAAUGUCUUCAAGAACCUCAAUACAGCCCACUUGCCAAGAUUAUUACUUUGGAUAUAUCGUGGCCUGGUUGACUGAAGAUCUCAAUUGACAUACAGUAUACACUCGUUUUAUUAAAGUGGUACUGUGGGGAAAUGAUGGACAACCAUCUUCUGUUGUUUAUUAACAGAGCAAAUAAAAUCUGUGAUACCUCCACAGACUAUUUAUGGCUUUGUUUAGAUUAGGAACAGUAUUUAGACAUGGUACUGAUUAAUGAACUACUUCACAUAAUCACAAAGA
Molecule: messenger RNA, 2077 nt
Organism: Monopterus albus (swamp eel)
Lineage: Eukaryota; Metazoa; Chordata; Actinopteri; Synbranchiformes; Synbranchidae
Gene: atox1
Product: antioxidant 1 copper chaperone
Exons: 4
Coding region: 355-558 (67 amino acids)
Biological process (GO): copper ion transport
Cellular component (GO): cytosol
Molecular function (GO): copper chaperone activity; metal ion binding
Source: RefSeq, a predicted model, not a curated record